Messenger RNA from Diceros bicornis minor, 1187 nucleotides. RefSeq names its product GTP cyclohydrolase I feedback regulator (gene GCHFR). Lineage: Eukaryota; Metazoa; Chordata; Mammalia; Perissodactyla; Rhinocerotidae. Gene Ontology annotation, biological process: negative regulation of biosynthetic process. Bases 143 to 397 code for a protein of 84 amino acids. The record is from RefSeq and is a predicted model, not a curated record. Gene Ontology annotation, molecular function: GTP cyclohydrolase binding. The transcript is spliced from 3 exons. Gene Ontology annotation, cellular component: cytoplasm; nucleus.
GGGCGCACCGGGACUGGAGCCACCGAGGCCGGAGCCGGAGUAACGGGACUCGCGGCGGCGGGUCGCGGUCCCGGAGCCCGAGGAGCUGGCGUCGACGCCGGCCUGAAGCCAAGGGUGGGAGCCCGGCCGGGACGCGCGCACCAUGCCCUACCUGCUCAUCAGCACCCAGAUCCGCAUGGAGGUGGGCCCCACCAUGGUGGGCGAUGAGCACUCAGAUCCAGAGCUAAUGCAGCAUCUGGGGGCCUCAAAAAGAAGCGUCCUAGGAAACAACUUUUGGGAGUACUACGUCAAUGACCCCCCUCGCAUAGUCCUGGACAAGCUGGAACGCAGGGGCUUCCGUGUGCUGAGCAUGACGGGGGUGGGCCAGACGCUGGUGUGGUGCCUGCACAAGGAGUGACCCCCUCACAUGAGUAGUAGACGGGGCACCCCUUUGGAGGGGUUGCCAUGGGCCCCAACCUCCCCCCUCCUCCCACCCCCCGACCCAGCCUCACUCACUGCCCUGCCCUUCUCUUCCCAAAUCAUCACUCUCCUUGGCCCAGAACACUGGGCAGUGAACGGCCUUCCCUGAAACCUGCCUCAGCAGGAGGGAGGGCAGGGCCCCUUACCCUGGUGCUCCCUGCUGCCCUUCUGGCUUCAGGCCUGGCCGAGGGCCCUGGAAGGGGCCAUGUUCUGUGGGCAGGCCUAGGGGCCAGCAAAAGCCAGGCUACCCCUGGCCAGGAGCUGGGCAGACCAUGGCCCCAGGACUGGGCAGGAGGGUCUUGCAUAGCUAGGCCAAGCCAAUAAAGCGCUGUGAUGAGUGGUUGGUCCUCUGCUGGGCACUGCCUCUCACCACGCCGAGCGCCUCUCGGGGAGGUCUGCCUGCUCCCGGGGAGGGAGAGCCAGGCCUGGGUGGAGCCCUUUGAGGCAGAGCCCAGAAACAAGGGCCACGCUCAGGCAGGCCAGCACCUCACACCUAUGUAUGCAAUAGAAGUAGACUCUUUAAAAAAAAAAAAAUGUUUAUUGGUGAUAUGUAAGAAACGGGCUGUGGGGGGCAGGGCUGGAGGCUACGUGGGCUGUGCGGUCUUGUCCUCCUGCUGCAUCUGGGCGAUCAGCUGUUGCCGCUCAGCUGCCUGGCGCAUGCGCAUCAUGACGAGGCUCUCGUAGUCCCUCUCAGACAGCACUGAGCCCUGGAGGACAAGGGGUACGCG